AUGAAAGGACUGCUAAAGGAAAUAAGCGGAAGGCACCCGGAAAUAAGCGAGAUCAUGAAAGGCGGUGUAACAGAAGGCCAGUUAGAGUACUUCGAGAAGACCACAAAGAUAAACUUCAGGAACAAAGACGAAGAGAAAAGCCAACUUGUUUACAUCCUACCUAUCGAUAUAGACAAAAAUGGAGUAAACAACAUGAAGGAGGUACAUAAACUCGUAGAAGAUAGCAAGAGAACGGUGCAGACUCAUGGUCGGAAAAAGAGCACCUUUAUACCGGAUGAUGGGAUAAACAAAUCAUACCUGAGGAGGAUCCUAGAGUACGUGUUUAACAAAGCGAACAUCGAGGUAAAGCUGAUGACAGCCAGAGGAAAAGACCGAGAGCAUAGCAGACCCUGGCCAAGUAAAACACAAGCCCAAUCUCAAGCGGUGAUCGUUAAGAAAGGGGGCCGGCAGUACGCCGAUCUCCUAAAGACAGUGAAGCAGAAUAUCGAUUUAGGGAAAAUCGGUGUCAAAGUCAGGAACAUAAGAGAGACCGCAAGAGGAGACCUACUGCUGAACGUGGAAGGGGGUGGUGAGAAGGCAGACUCCCUUAAAAAAGAAAUUGCCGCCCAGCUCAAGGAUGUAGGUGUCUCGCUAGCCAAUAACGAUGCCACUGUACACAUCAGCGAUAUAGACCCUACAGUCACCGAGGAGGAGAUCGAGGAAGCAAUUUACGAGGCAACCCAAGUAGACAGAGCAGCACCAGUGAAGGUGUUGAAUAUGAGGCCCACCAGAGAUGGAAAUAGAAUUGCAACUGUCAGGUUAUCAAAGCAUCUGGCGAAAGUCCUAAGCAACAGAGGCAAGCUGAUGAUAGGCUGGGUGGCAUGCAGAGUCCGUGAGAGAAUAGCUGUAACCAGAUGUUACAGAUGCUUGGAAUUCGGACACAUUCAAAAUGGAUGCACAGGCAGGGAUAGAUCGGGAGAAUGUCUGAGCUGCGGAAAAAUGGGUUAUAAAGCGAAAGACUGCCAAACGGACCCUUUUUGUUCUUCCUGUCAAGAAGCCGGUCACCGCUCCGACUCAACCAGAUGUCCUAAGUAUAGGAGGAUGGUGGAGGAUAAAGCAAAGUGGAGAGGCAGCUUCCGCAAGUAA
Acanthoscelides obtectus is the source of this 1125-nucleotide messenger RNA. NCBI's taxonomy places the organism in Eukaryota, Metazoa, Arthropoda, Insecta, Coleoptera, Chrysomelidae. The record is from the annotation of a GenBank genome assembly.